This is a messenger RNA of Myzus persicae (green peach aphid), 2105 nucleotides long. RefSeq names its product zinc finger protein OZF-like. Gene Ontology annotation, biological process: regulation of transcription by RNA polymerase II. NCBI's taxonomy places the organism in Eukaryota, Metazoa, Arthropoda, Insecta, Hemiptera, Aphididae. Gene Ontology annotation, molecular function: protein binding; chromatin insulator sequence binding. The transcript is spliced from 5 exons. The coding region runs from base 333 to 1904 and encodes 523 amino acids. Gene Ontology annotation, cellular component: chromosome. The record is from RefSeq and is a predicted model, not a curated record.
CUUUUCGCACACGUUCAGUACACACGAACCGUGUCCGUCCGCUGUCGAUUUACACACAUUCGGGUAGAUGCGGUCCAAUGAAGAUGACGAUGAAGAAGACGAUGACAACAAAAACAAUAACAAACAAAGUCGACGGGGUGCACGUAUAAUAAUAAUAUAUCAUAGUGUUGUGUGCGAUCCAUUCGCGUCCGUUAUUAAACGUCGGUAAUGAUUAAUGUAUACCUAUAUCGGCACGAUACAUAAAAUUUUAAUAGUGUUCUGUAGUCAUUUACGGCGCCCGUCGUCACCAAGAGCAGUGCGAGGAGGAUUUAGUGCGCUGCAAAGGACCCGAGAUGGGAGACGCCAAGUAUGAUAAUCAUGAAAACAGACUGAUGUUCAGUUUACAACAAAUGAUGAACUCAGAACAUUUCGCAGACGUUGUUAUAUGCUGCGCGGACGGAUACAAAUUAAGAGCCCACAAAGUCGUACUAGCGUACUGCAGUUCUUAUUUGCAAACGCUGUUUCUCAGCCAUCCUGGACCGGACGACAGCGUCACAAUCAUCCUGCAGGACGUCGGGCACGAGGAUGUGAGUCGCGUCCUGGAGUUUGUGUACACAGGCGCGGCCGUCGUCCCAGGACACAAGAUGGACGGUUUCGUGACGGCUGCAGGUGCGCUGGGAAUAGGGCCACUACUGGACCCGAGGCGGCACUUGGAGAUGUCCACGGUCCAGCCACAAGCUCCUCGCCACCCGUGCUCUCCGCAAACGGUCAUGUAUGACCCGACGCCCCUGACGACGCCACCGCAGCAGCAGCACCCUUAUUGCAGGGUCCGUCAGCCACCCAGGACCACAGGCAUCCUGACGCCGUCGCCUUGGGCCCAGAAUUCCCGGCCGCCUUGUGCCACUCCCAGAUACUCGGCUCCGAAGACGGUGCAACCCGACCCCCUGGUGAUACCGGUACACCCGCCGACCACAACCGCAGUUCAGGUUACGGAAAUCCAAAAAGCACCGCUUCCUAUUCCACUGCCACCAACGCCACCGGAAGAGCCAACAAUUGUUUCAAUACCACCGUCACCGUCAACCGACAGUGACAGGGACACGAACCAAAAACCAAAAGUUACCAGUGAUGCUAACAAUAAUGGGAUCCCGGAGAAAGACCGAAAUGCGAACCAAACAAAAAGUCACGUUUGUCAAGAAUGUGGGAAAACUUUUGUAACCAAAGCGUCUCUUAAGAUCCACCAGAGGACCCACACGGGCGAGAAACCGUUUGUGUGCGAGUCGUGUGGAAAGCAGUUCAGCCAACUGCGCAACUACAAGUACCACAGGUCCGUGCACGAGGGCACCAGAGAGUUCUCCGGAAGCUGUCCGGAGUGCGGUAAGCUGUUCAACGACCGCGGGUACCUGAGCUCACACAUGAAGAUUCACCGGAACCGGAAGGAGUACGAGUGCGAGUAUUGCACGAAGAGCUUCAACCAGCGGGUGGCGUACAACAUGCACGUGCGCAUACACACGGGCGAGAAGCCGCACAGUUGUCACCACUGCGGCAAGUCGUUCACCAGGAAAAUGCUGCUCAAGCAGCACCUGCGCAUACACACUGGCGAAAAGCCGUUCUCGUGCGCCGUGUGCCACAAGCCGUUCGCCGACCGGUCCAACAUGACGCUGCACAUGCGCCUGCACUCGGGCGUCAAGCCGUACGCGUGCGCGGUGUGCGCCAAGUCGUUCACCAAGAAGCACCACUUGAAGACGCACAUGAACUACCACACUGGCGUCAAGCCGUACUCGUGCGACAAGUGCGGGCUGAGCUUCAGCCAGAGUAGCAACAUGAGGACGCACCUGAAAAAGUGCAGUGCCGUCGCGACGCCGCCACCUCCGUCGCAGUCGCCGCUGAACGCCACAGUGGCGGCACUGGCCGCACGGCACGACUGAACGAGUACGACGUCCCUUGCGUUUCUUCACAAAUCGAAACGGUUUUCAUCUCACCACUUUCCGAUUCGGCCUUCUUCCUCUUACUACGCCCGCGACUGACCACAAACACCGUCGCUUUGUAGCUAUACAAACGUUAGGUUAUGUAAUUAAUAUAAAUAAUUUAUGAUUUUGUGUAAUAUACAUGUAUGUAUGACUUAUAAA